Messenger RNA from Micropterus dolomieu (smallmouth bass), 1195 nucleotides. RefSeq names its product 5-hydroxytryptamine receptor 3A-like. Gene Ontology annotation, molecular function: neurotransmitter receptor activity; extracellular ligand-gated monoatomic ion channel activity; transmembrane signaling receptor activity. Bases 29 to 1195 code for a protein of 388 amino acids. Gene Ontology annotation, biological process: monoatomic ion transmembrane transport; signal transduction; nervous system process. Gene Ontology annotation, cellular component: synapse; membrane; neuron projection. Lineage: Eukaryota; Metazoa; Chordata; Actinopteri; Centrarchiformes; Centrarchidae. The transcript is spliced from 8 exons. The record is from RefSeq and is a predicted model, not a curated record.
ACAGGGGCACACAUUCACGGGUACAGAUAUGAUGCAUGUUGCUUUUCUCCUCCUGAUCGUCUUCACAGAUGGAGCAUCCUCUAAGAAAGUGUGCAGUUACCAGGAGGUUGUGGACCACCUGAACCUGACCACAGAUAACAGUGUGCUUAAACUGACCCGGCCCGUCCUGGAUUACACACACCCCACUGUGGUAGAGCUGGAUAUCCUCCUCUAUGCCAUCCUGGCUGUGAUGUGGAACAAUGAACGUAUCUCAUGGGACCCCGCUCAGUUUUGUGGAAUCACUCAGAUUUCAGUUCCUAAAGACAUGCUCUGGAAACCAGACCUCUUCAUCUAUGAGAUGACGCAGAAGGAUGAGUCCCCUCCGAAUCCCUACAUGCACGUGUCCCACGAUGGAACGAUGGUUUCUGAAGAGGAAAUUAGGGUGGUCAGCACCUGUAAGAUGGACGUCCACAAGUUCCCCUUCGACACACAGAGAUGUAACAUCACAAUUGGAUCUGCAACACAACAUGCUGAGGAAAUUCGUCUCUUUCCUUUCUCCAACUCGUCUCGUGCCACGCAGUUUUCCCGGGAGGUGAUGAAGACGCAGGGCGAAUGGGAGUUUCUCCAACUAUCCAUCGCAAGCUCCAAUUUCACCUUCCACGAUAGACAGUGGGAACAGCUCAUAUACACUUUCACAAUGAAGAGGAGGCCUCUCCUGUAUGUCAUCAACUUCCUGUUGCCCAUCCUGUUCUUCCUGAGUCUGGACCUUGCCUCCUCAUUCAUCGCAGACCAUCGAGGAGAGAAGCUGGGGUUCAAAGUCACCGUGCUGCUGGCCAUCUCUGUACUGCUGCUCAUCCUGAAUGACAUCCUGCCCUCCAUGUCCAACAAGACUCCACUCAUAGCGACCUUUUGCAUUGUAAUUUUUGGUCUGAUGCUGCUCAGUCUCCUGGAAACCAUCUUGGUUACGUAUCUCAUGGAGAAAGACUCUGCAACCCUGGAGAAGCUCAGGCUGAGGGACGACUGGGAGGACAAGCAUGACAAAGCUGAAACUGUUAAGUGUAACACAGAGGAGAAAAGACAGACCUGCUGUUCAUGCAUCUGUAAAAUGACAGACGGUGAGAAACAGCAUGAAUUGCUGCCUGCGGCUGAAGAGGUACACAAUUAUAGGUUCAGAUGCAACAAUAUUAUCACAAGACAGGUGGACAAAAUUGUUUAG